CUCCCAGACAACAGACACCGACGAGAAACGUUUAGCUUGGAAGGAAUGCUGAAAGGACUACGGGAUUGCGGUGGAGUACAGUGAGGUUAACGGCGUCACGGUUAAUUCAGCUGAAAUUCUGAUAGCUGCACUUCUAUUACAACGGGAUCUGUUGGAAGCAAUCCUUUUGGGUGCAUUCUGAUUACAUAUGAUGCUUUUGAGUGUAUUUUGAUGGUACUGCAUGUCUGCGACAUUGACUGGAACUUGAAUCUGAUGAACUAUGCAUAACGAAUGUUUUAUAGAAGUCUAUAUUAAGUCGGCAAUGUUGUUCUCCCCGAGUUUUACUUAAUGAAUUCAACCUGCCUGAUUAAAAGAGCUGGUGGAGACAUCUUGAUUUUUUGUUAAAGUUUUGAGCGAGUUGCUGUUGUUAUAGUGGUCAUCCUGCUGAUCUGGAGAUGUGCUUCUUAUUGAAUUGAAAUUUAGAGAGAGUUGAGGGAAUAAUUUAGGAUUUACAUAUGGCUUCAUUGGACCAUUUUGGGGAUGUUGCAAAUAUCGCACAGCUUACUGGAAUAGAUGCGGUGAGGCUAAUUGGGAUGAUUGUGAAAGCUGCUGCCACAGCCCGGAUGCACAAGAAGAAUUGCAGGCAGUUUGCACAGCAUCUCAAGCUAAUUGGAAAUUUAUUGGAGCAGCUCAAGAUUACUGAACUUAAGAGGUAUCCGGAAACCCGAGAGCCAUUGGAACAUCUUGAAGAUGCAUUGAGGAGGUCUUAUUUAUUGGUCAACAGCUGUCAGGACAGGAGCUACCUUUAUCUGUUGGCUAUGGGGUGGAACAUUGUAUACCAGUUUCGCAGGGCUCAGAAUGAGAUUGACCAAUACUUGAAGAUUAUUCCUCUUAUCACUCUGGUGGAUAAUGCUCGAGUCAGGGAAAGGUUGGAAUAUAUUGAAAUGGACCAGCGUGAAUACACACUGGAGGUUGAAGACAUGAAGGUGCAAGAAGUGAUUAUGAAACCAGAGCCUUCUAAAGAUGAUACAAUAAUAUUAACGAAGAAUCUUUCCUGUUCUUACCCAAGAGUGCCUAUCAAUGAGGCAAUUCAAAAAGAAAAUGAAAAACUCCAACUAGAACUACAGCGCUCACAAGCUAAUUUAGAUGUAGGCCAGUGUGAAUUCAUUCAGCAUCUUCUGGAUGUCACAGAAGUAGUUGCCACUAACUCUCUAUCAUUGAAGAGUUCACCUGCCAAACCUCUCAAAAAGUUGGAUCUGAGUUACUCAAAUGUUGAUAAUGAGAAGGUAUAUUAUGACGAUUAUGCUAAAAGUGAUGAGAAACAGUCAACUUCAAGAAACACUUCAUCAGUUACGUCAAGACAUGACCUGCUUUCCUCAAAGGGUUCACAUCGAUAUGAAGAGUGGCAUUCAGAUCUGCUGGGCUGCUGUUCAGAACCUCUCUUAUGUAUUAAAACCCUUUUCUUUCCCUGUGGUACAUUUUCUAGAGUUGCCAGUGUUGCUGCGGACAGGCAUAUAUCUUCAGCGGAUGCUUGUAAUGAAUUAAUGGCUUAUUCCUUGAUACUGUCCUGCUGUUGUUACACAUGUUGCAUCAGAAAGAAGCUUCGGAAAAAGCUAAACAUCAGGGGAGGUUGUGUUGAUGAUUUUCUUUCUCAUUUAAUGUGCUGUUGCUGUGCUCUUGUCCAAGAAUUGCGCGAAGUCAAGAUACGUGGGACACAUGGUAUAGAGAAGACGAAAAUAAGCCCUCCAACCACUCAAUUCAUGGAAUCCUAAGAAGCUAAACCUGGCUUUUUAGCACUAAAAAUAUCAGAAAGCACUAUACGGAGGUUCAGUGUGUAUAAAUGACCCAGAGUUGUUCAUUCGUUUACAUGGUUACUGGUGACUAUACAUGUAUGUGAUGUAAGAAUCUGUUUUAUGUGGUGUACAUACAGGAUUAUUAUGGUGUAACUAUGGAUGAAU
Solanum verrucosum is the source of this 1937-nucleotide messenger RNA. Its product is annotated as protein MID1-COMPLEMENTING ACTIVITY 1-like. Lineage: Eukaryota; Viridiplantae; Streptophyta; Magnoliopsida; Solanales; Solanaceae. Gene Ontology annotation, biological process: cell surface receptor signaling pathway. The coding region runs from base 495 to 1751 and encodes 418 amino acids. The transcript has 10 exons. The record is from RefSeq and is a predicted model, not a curated record.